Messenger RNA from Mugil cephalus (flathead mullet), 2330 nucleotides. It is a transcript of the gene snai1a, whose product is annotated as snail family zinc finger 1a. Bases 200 to 979 code for a protein of 259 amino acids. The transcript is spliced from 3 exons. The record is from RefSeq and is a predicted model, not a curated record. Gene Ontology annotation, molecular function: RNA polymerase II cis-regulatory region sequence-specific DNA binding; DNA-binding transcription factor activity, RNA polymerase II-specific. Gene Ontology annotation, biological process: regulation of DNA-templated transcription. Lineage: Eukaryota; Metazoa; Chordata; Actinopteri; Mugiliformes; Mugilidae.
CAGAGGCCAGCAUUUAGUCACUGCAUGAAAGUUGAACAUAUCACUUCUUUGCUGAAGUCCACUCUAACUUGUGGACGAGAGGGGGAUAUUUCUGUUUCUGUUUACGGACCCGUGGAUUUGCCUUUUCUUCCAGUAGAAACCGUGCGUCGUGACCACAGGAUACUUUUACGCACAGUUAUUGCUCUCUGAAAAAAGGACAAUGCCUCGAUCAUUCUUGGUCAAAAAGUACUUCGCUAAACAAAAGCCAAACUACAGUGAACUGGAAUGUCAGAAUGACACUUUACUGGAGAGGUAUCCUUUUGCUGAGCUCUCAUCAGCAGACAGCACCUCCACUGCCACCUGCUUCACCACAGGACUGGUGUGGGACCUGAGUGUCCUCCCUACCCUCUACUUGCCCACGUCCCAAACAGAGCCCUCUGCCACCCCAGGGCCCCUGGACCUCAGCUCCCCUUCCAGCCUCAGCAGCAGUGCCAGCAGCAGCGGAGAGGAGGACGAAGGGCGCACAUCAGACCCCCCCAGCCCCGAACCCGUCCACACGUAUGCCCCUCGACAGCGGAUGAAAUGCACCGGUGUUAUGACUCAUAUCAGUCCGCCAGAAGAGGAGGAAGAGCGAGAGACCCCUGUCACAGCAGCCAGACCAGCUUUCCUCUGCAAACACUGCCCCAAAGAGUACACGAGCCUGGGAGCUUUGAAGAUGCACAUUCGCUCACACACCCUGCCCUGUGUUUGCACCACCUGUGGAAAGGCGUUCUCCAGGCCGUGGCUGCUGCGCGGCCACAUCCGCACACACACGGGUGAGCGCCCGUUCUCCUGCCCUCACUGCAACAGGGCCUUUGCUGACCGCUCAAACCUGCGCGCCCAUCUGCAGACCCACGCCGAGGUGAAGAAGUACCAGUGUGGUGUCUGCUCUCGCACCUUCAGCCGCAUGUCUCUGCUGCAGAAGCACAGCUCCUCGGGGUGCUGCUCCACUUCAGUGUGAGAUGCCACGGGAGAGACAGAGGGAACCCACUCAGAGCUCAGAGAGGUGGAGGGCUUGGGGCCACAAGGAAGAGGUCUGCUCAAGCCUGGCUGGCCUGUUAAAGGACCUGUAAGGCCCCAAAGAGUAUGAAAUGGCCUUCUUUCAGAGACGCAGAGGAAAUUUAAACCUCAUUAUGGAUAUGACUUUACAAGCCUCUUACGUUUCUCUGUCCUAUUAAAAGACAGCAGAGAAGCUUUUUUUUUUUCUUCCAAACUAGACUCAGGUCUUGAGGCUGGACCAAAUCUGAACUGAACAAUGCAAACACUCACUCGACAUCAGCCCGUUUGUUGCUGUUGUGCCCAUUCCAAACACCAAAUAUGUAGUCAACUCAUUGGGAUAAGAGGUGCUCUUUCCUGCCUCUGUCCUGGUGCUGGUCAGCUCAGGAUCAUGGCCUAGACACAGCUGCUCAGAGGUAGGGGUGCGUGGGUGGAAUAAAUCUCUUAGCAGGCCUCAAAACACACACACAUGCAUACACACACACACACACACACACACACACACACACACACACACACACACACACACACAGACAAAAGCUAAUGCACACACAGCUGUCCCUGGUACUGUGGUGUAGAUAGACGAGGUGCUAACAGGUGCUACAGCCAUGACCUUCACUGGUUGAUAGCAGGUGACUUCCACUGCCCUUGGUUUGCUUAAGAAAAAAGAGGAAGCUUGUCAUCACAAAAGAAUGGCAGCAGUUAGUGUUUUUUCAUCAGCGAGGAUCGUUUUAAGCCUCUAUUUUGACUACAGCCAUACCUGCUCUUUAAUCUGAUGAGCUUCAGAGAUAGGACAAGCCAUUCUGUCUUCUGUUAUUUUUCCAAAGAUGUUUCACCGUUCAGCUCUGCUGCAACGUGGAUAGCAAUGCAAGCCGUGCACUCAAAGUUACCACAGUGUUAAUAAUACCAGCCAAAGCCAUAAAUUUGUGCCUUGAAAUUGUUUGUCUUUUUUAAACCAAAUGUGCCUUUUUUUACCUCAUUAAGUAGUUGUGGCUUUAAAAUAACUGAUUGCAGUAUUAGUAGAAAUUAGAUAAAAAUGUAAAAAAGGCUGGGACCAAAGUUUUGUUUUCUUUUUUUUACAGUUUUACACCAUGGAAACAACAUGGUGGCCUGAUAUGUGAUGAGAUCUCUGUAAAUGGACAGUACAAAUGAAUUUUUAACUUUCCUAAACAUUUGUGGCUGCGUUUUUAGUGCAAUGUGCAGACGAUGUGUUAUUUCAUUUUUUUUUUGUACCAUGCUUGUGUGUUCACCUCUAUUUCCUGUAUGUCAUAACGGAUACCUUCCCAUUCAAUAAAGUUAAUUUAUGUUUAUUAAAA